Messenger RNA from Scophthalmus maximus (turbot), 1391 nucleotides. It is a transcript of the gene gtpbp8, whose product is annotated as GTP binding protein 8 (putative). Gene Ontology annotation, cellular component: mitochondrion. Gene Ontology annotation, molecular function: GTP binding. The record is from RefSeq and is a predicted model, not a curated record. Lineage: Eukaryota; Metazoa; Chordata; Actinopteri; Pleuronectiformes; Scophthalmidae. The transcript has 10 exons. Bases 313 to 1200 code for a protein of 295 amino acids.
CUCAACGCGGAUGAAAACAGUGGCGGACGCUCAUGGACGUCAGAUAUCACAAGGGCUUGUCAUACAUCCAUGGAGACGCGCAGUUGUCGCUAAAGCAAGCUGAAUAAUUCAUCAGAGAGUUAUGAGAGCGUUGGAGGUCCGGAACAGAAGAAGUACUGAAAGCAAAAUCACCAAUUUUUUCCGGCCGAAGGCACCGAAUGGUGAAGUCCGCCCAUCACAACUCUGAAUCUGUCGACCAAUCUACCGACCAGUGACUUCGCCAUAUUCUUCCCUCACGAAAGUGAAGUGCGGCUCUGAAAUCUGCAGGGGAACAUGUUUUGUCUGCGCCUGUGCCUGCGCCUGCGGCUCCUGCCCGGGACUCGGGUGUCGGAUGUUUACGGGCACAGCGCCCACAAGCUGGCCUCACUCCAUGGAGCCACAAAGCUCCCCCCAAAUAAAACCCAGAACUUGCUUUACCCCUUCAGUGGGCUGGAAGCAUACCUGGACAGGUCCGUGGACAGGACGCCGUUCCAGCUCUUUCAUCCCAGUGUGGAGGACAUGGUGAAUGCAGAAAAGCUCUUUAACGCUUCACCAACUCAUAAGAUUGAUUACUACGUCUCUGCAGAGAGGAUGGACCAUGUACCUGCGCUGCGGCAGCCAGAGGUGUGUUUCAUCGGCAGAAGCAACGUGGGCAAGUCGUCUCUCAUCAAGGCUCUGUUCUCCCUGACUCCUGAGGUCGAAGUCCGAGUCUCCAAAACUCCGGGUCACACAAAGAAGAUGAACUUCUUCAAAGUGGGCAGAGCAUUCACCAUCGUGGACAUGCCGGGCUAUGGACACAGAGCACCCAAGGACUUUGUGGAUAUGGUAGAGCCAUACCUUUACACGAGGAAGAAUCUCGUCAGGACGUUCCUGUUGGUCGAUGGCAGUAUCGGUGUCCAGAAGGCCGACCUGAUUGCCCUGGAGAUGUGUGAAGACAUCAGACGUCCAUACGUGAUGUUGGUGACCAAGAUUGACAAGUGUGGCCACGGCACGCUGCUGACAAACCUGCUGAGUCUCCAGGAGGUGGUUAAAACACGGACCUCGUGCUGCUUCCCACAGCCGCUUCUGGUCAGCUCCCUCCAGUUUUUGGGGAUCUACCUCUUGAGAUGCUUCAUCUGCCACCUAACAGGCAGCAUCAGGUUGACAGACACCUCUCAGAUCCGAGCAGAGGCCAGUGACUGAGGUCUGGACUCCUUCUCUUGAGUCUCUUCCCAACAGCCGAGAUUUGACUGCACUUUUAAUGUAUUUUAUUAUUAAUUAUGGGCAAUGUAGGGUGGAGGGGGGCUUUGACUGCCGGACCACCUCUGCUUGUCUCUACUUGUCUAGAUAAUAACUAAAGAUGCUUUUAUUUUGAAAUAAAAUGUAAAAAUCCA